GGUUUAAUAAAUAGACGGAAGUUUAAAACCACAAAUCUUCUCGAACAUUCAACCCUGCUAGCUCACCCGCACUUAAUUUCUUUUCUACAGUACCGUGUUGAGCUCUCUCUGGGUAUCCAUCAAUGUCUGAAGAAGUUACUUAUGCAGAUUUGAAAUUCCAGAAUUCCAGUGAGAGGGAAAAUAUCCAGGUAUUUUAUAAGCUUGAGGAAAAAGCACCUCCUGCCCCUUCUUAUGUAUGGCGUCAAAGAGCCUUGUGUCUCACCCUUCUGUGCCUUCUGCUGCUCACUGCGUUGGGAGUCUUAGCAAGCAUGUUUUAUGUAACUUUGAAGAUAGAAAUGGAAAAAACAAAUGAACUACAGAAUGUCAAAGAAGAACUACAGAGCAAUAUUUCUCUUCACCUGAUGAAUAUUACAGAUAGCUCCCAGAAGAUCAGGAAUCUCUCCAUCACACUGCAAAAUAUAGCCACCAGGUUAUGCUAUGAGCUAUAUAAAAAAGAACCAGAGCACAAAUGUAAACCUUGUCCAAAGAAUUGGAGGUGGCACAAGGAUAUGUGUUAUAGUCUAAGCAGUGAAUUACAAACAUGGCAAGAGAGUGAAGUGAUCUGUUCUGGUCAGAAUGCCAGCCUGUUGACGAUUAAGGACAAGAGUGUGUUGGACUUUAUAAAAUCACUAAGCUCAUACCACUACUGGCUGGGAUUAUCUCCCAAAAAAGAUUAUACAUACGUUAAGAACUUGGGUGAGAUAAUUAAUUCCUCUGAUUGGUUUAUUGGAAACACAGAUCACUCAAAUAAGAAGUUUUGUGGAUAUAUAUAUGGAAUGAACGUUUAUUAUGCUUACUGCAUGGGCAGAAAAGGAUACAUAUGUGAGAAGAUGGCCGAUUCGGUGAAGACUGAAAGUACACUGACGAAUGAAGUUGAAGAUGGAAGUUAGGGUGACGAUUUUGCUUCAGCUGAGAGUCUGCUUGAAGGCAACUUUAGGGAGCUUGCAUCUCCUGGACCACACCGAAGGAAUAAAAAUACGAACUAUCUGCUUCUGUCCUGGCAUUAUGUCUUCCUACUUUCUUCUUCCUCCUCACUUGUGGAAUAAAAGGAGCCCAAAGUUA
This is a messenger RNA of Tupaia belangeri chinensis (Chinese tree shrew), 1101 nucleotides long. RefSeq names its product C-type lectin domain family 12 member A. Lineage: Eukaryota; Metazoa; Chordata; Mammalia; Scandentia; Tupaiidae. The transcript is spliced from 6 exons. Bases 123 to 929 code for a protein of 268 amino acids. The record is from RefSeq and is a predicted model, not a curated record. Gene Ontology annotation, molecular function: signaling receptor regulator activity.